This is a messenger RNA of Eurypyga helias (sunbittern), 1214 nucleotides long. It is a transcript of the gene NEMP1, whose product is annotated as transmembrane protein 194A. The record is from RefSeq and is a predicted model, not a curated record. The annotation marks the transcript as partial. The transcript is spliced from 8 exons. Gene Ontology annotation, cellular component: nuclear envelope. NCBI's taxonomy places the organism in Eukaryota, Metazoa, Chordata, Aves, Eurypygiformes, Eurypygidae.
AUUCCAAGGCGUCGGUCAUCCUACUCCACGAGGGCCAAACGUACCACCUCUCGGGUCCUCAGCACUUCUGCUACAAGAACACACGUGUCCCGCAAUGGUACGACAUAUGGACCAGGAUGCAGAUCCGGAUCAACAGCAGCCAGAUGAUCCGAGUCACCCAAGUGGACAACGAGGAGGAGCUGGAGAAAUUCAACCUGUGGAAUAUAGUUUUAUCCUUCCUGAAGGAGAAGCUGAACGACACCAGCAUCAAUGUGGAUUUCUACAGCAACAAAACCUGCCUGAAGGUCGAGGUGCUGGAGGCCGGCACCACGUACUGCGUCAUCCUCUACCGACGGUUUGACCCUAAGCUGUUCCUGGUUUUCUUCCUGGGCCUGUUGUUGUUCUUCUGUGGGGACAUGCUGAGCAGGAGCCAACUCUUCCACUACUCAGCCGGGAUUAGUUUUGGUGUGCUGGCCUCUCUGCUCAUCCUCAUCUACAUGAUGUCCAAGGUCAUGCCCAAGAAAAAUCCUGUUUACUUCCUGCUGGUAGGAGGCUGGUCCUUUUCCUUGUACCUGCUUCAGCUCAUCUUCAAGAACCUACGGGAGAUCUGCAAGUUCUACUGGCAGUACCUCCUAGGCUACCUGCUCUUCAUGGGCUUCGUCAGCUUCGGCGUGUGCUACAGGUACGGCCCGCUGGAGGACGUGCGGAGCAUCAACCUCCUCUCCUGGGCCCUGCAGCUCCUGGGCCUGUUGCUGAUGUACUCAGGCAUCCAGAUCCAUCCCAUCGCCUUGGCCUUGGUGGUCGUUGCUUUCUGCAUCAAGAACCUGGAGUACCCCAUGCGCUGGGCCUUCGUGGUCUACAGGAGAGUGCAGAGCACCAGGCUUGGGCCGAGCCCCCCUCGCCUGCUGACGCAGGAGGAGUACCGCAUCCAGGGCGAGGUAGAGACACGCAAGGCCCUCGAGGAGCUUCGACACCACUGCAGGAGCCCGGAUUUCUCUGCCUGGACCAUGAUCUCCCGCAUCCGGUCUCCCAGGAGGUUUGCUGGCUUGGUGGAUGGCGCCUGUCACGUCACCCCCCAUGAGGUUUCUGUCCACGAGCGGGAGUACGGCCUGAGCAGCAUCUUCCUGGAGGAGGAGGAACAGGAGGAGGAGGAGGAGGAACAGGAGGAAGAUGACUCCUUGGGCAAGAAUCACAUGCGUUACGCGCUGACCGACAACUAUCUGGACACUGAGUGA